This is a messenger RNA of Prorocentrum cordatum, 1609 nucleotides long. The record is from the annotation of a GenBank genome assembly. Lineage: Eukaryota; Dinophyceae; Prorocentrales; Prorocentraceae.
AGCCCGAGCUGACGCUCCCCGCCCCUCCCCCUGGCUUCGAGGCGCCUGGUGGGGGGGGGGCGCACAUGGUGCGGUGACCGCCCUGGCGCCGCUGCCGCCCCGCGGGCCCGUGCCGCCGCUCCCCGGAUGUCUGGGGCGGGCUGACGCCUGCUGCUGGCCAUGUCGGGGCAGCCGGAGCGCCCCCGGCCGAACAGCAGCCCGUCCUUCCGGCCGCACAGGAUCCCGAAGGACGACAAGGAGGCGUGGGAGAACGUCCCCACAAUCGUCUUCCAGUCGAUCAAGUCGCUGGACAAGAACGCCCCCGAGAUCAAGGCGUGGAUCGACCAGCACGAGAAGAGAGCGAGGGACAUCGAGGAGCAGCUCCGCACCGAGAAGGGCCGCGCCGACGAGCACGGCGCCGCCCUGCACGACACGAGGGAGCAGCUGGCGGAGCUGACGCGCGCCACGCGCGAGGCCGAGGAGCGGCGCCACAGGGAGGCCGCGGUGUUCCAGGGCUGCCUCGGCAGCCUGCUGCGGGCGGAGGCCGCCCUCGUGGGCCGCCUCGGGCGCUUCUUCGGCGCGUGCGCCGACCGGCCCGACGGCGCGGGCGACGCCGCGGGUCCGCUGCCGCAGGGAGAGGACGGCCUCGCGGCGCUGGAGGCGCUCGGGCGCGGCGCGGGGGACCGCCUCGACGUGCUCGCGGGCGCGUUCGGCCGGUGGGAGGCCCAGCGCGCGGACGAGGAGAGCGCCCGGGCGGCCACGGACGCGGCCGUGGUGGAGCUGCGGGCGGGGGCGGAGCAGUCGCAGAGCCGGCUGCUGGCCUGGCGGGACCUCCUGAAGGAGAACUCCGCCGUCAUCGAGGCGCUCAACUCCCAGCUCGACACCACGAAGCUUGCGGUCCAGGACCUCCUGGCCUCGCGGGUCCGGCAGGUGGACGUGGAGGACGCGGUGGGCGCGAGCGCGAGGCAGCUCGAGGGCAUGCACGCCAGCCUCGACGGCCGCGUCGAGGAGCUCGCGCGGCUGUUCGACGAGCAUGCGGAGCGCACCGACGGCACGCUGGAGGAGGCGCGUCGCGCGACGGACGCGCAGAUCAACGAGCAUAGCAGCCAGGUGGCGCAGCUCCUCGAGCGUAGCCUGCACCCCAUCAACGCCUACCUAAACACCAUGAGGGUGAAGGCCGACCAGGCCCGCGUCGAGCUCGACAGCCUGAGCGCGCGCGUGCCCGAGCUCGCCGAGUCGCUGCGGGGCACGGCGGCGCGGCUCGAGGAGGGCGACGCCCGGCACGGCGAGCGCGCCGACGAGCUGGCCCACGAGCUGGCCGACCUGGCGAAGGCGCAGCUGCAGCAGAGCGAUCUGGCCCAGCAGCAGGGCGAGGAGCUGGCGGAGCAGGUAUGUCCGCGCACUGCUGGCCAGGGCCUCCACGAGCAGAUUGCGCUGAUCCGCGGGGGGCUUCAGAACACGGAGCGGGAGCUUGACACGCUGAGGCAGCGCGACGUGGCCAGGCUGACCACGGAGCUGAAGACCCUCGAGGAGAGGGUGGCGCAGUGGGUCCACACGCGCCCGCUGCCCGCCAAGAUCAGCGAGGCGCGGCUGUUCUCCCUGGAGACGAGGCUCAAUGAGGAGAUGAACG